AGCUGCUGCUGGACUGCGGCAGCUACCCCGCGGGCUCCAUUCUGUCACCCGCCAUGGCGGUGUGGCAGGGUCCGGCUCUGCUGGUGUCCAAUGACGCGGUGUUCAGUCCCGCGGACUUUGCAAACAUCUCCCGCAUCGGCCAGGACUCCAAGGCCUCCCGCCCCACCUCCAUCGGUCGCUUCGGUCUGGGCUUCAACGCGGUGUACCACUUCACCGACCUGCCCAGCUUCGUGUCCGGGGACUACCUGGUUAUGUUCGACCCGCACGCAAAGUACCUGCCGGGUGUGAGUGCAGCGCAGCCGGGCUUGAAGAUCGCCUUCGCUCGGGCGCAGCUGCUGCAGCAGUUCCCGGACGCCUUCACGCCCUUCACGCACCUGGGUUGCAACAUGAGGGAGCGGUUCAUGGGCACGCUGUUCCGCUUCCCCCUGCGCGGACCCGCUGCCGCCGCCGCCAGCGACAUCAAGAGCACCCCCUGCGGCCCCGGGGAGGUGGAGCAGCUGCUGGAGAGCUUCCGGCGCCAGCUUCCCUCCGCACUGCUCUUCCUGAAGAACGUACGGUCCGUGAGCGCCUACAUCCGCAACCCCCCACCGGCCUCCACUGCCGCCUCGGCAGCAGCAGCAGCCCCCGGCGAGGGCGGUGACUCGCUGCGGCUGCUGUUCCGCGCCACUCGGGAGCUGGCGGAGGGGGAGACGGGGCUGGGGACGGAGGCGGCGGCGGGGCCGGGGCUGCUACAGUCCGCUAUUACUCGCUUCAUCGCGGGAAGCCCCACCGACCCAACCGACCUACCCACCUUCUACAAGCGUCUAGCCACCGCACAGCCCGCCAGCCUGCCGUGCCAAAUGGGCCUCAUGCGACUCACGCUGGAGACGCCGUACGCCGCCAAUGGGGGAGGCAAUGGCGGCGGCAACGGCGGCGGCGACUCGGCGACGGCGGCACUUGUCAGUGGCAGCAGCGCCACCGCCGACGCCGGGACCGCAAGCGCUGCUGCUGCUGCUGCUGUGGCCACAACUGAAACCGCAACGGCGGCGGCGGCGCUAGCGAAGGAACCGCAGCAGCAGCAGCAGCAGGGUUUGGGCAGGGUUUCGGAGCUGUGGCUUGUGUGUAACUCCCUGGGCGGCGGCGCGGCGAGGGAGAUCGCGGUGCGGUCCUUCCGCAGCAGCGGGACCAAGAUGGUCCCAUGGGUCGGUGUGGCGGCGAGGAUGACUGAGGAGCUCGGACCCGACGGCGGACCUGCCGGCGGCAAUGCAUCGCAUGCGUUGGUGGUGAAGAAGGGCUCGGAUGACGGGAGGAUGGUGGGCACUGGCGGUGGUGGCGGUGUGGAGGGUCGCGCCUUCUGCUUCCUGCCGCUGCCCAUCCGUACGGGACUACCGGUGCAUGUCAACGGCUAUUUCGAGUUGUCGAGUAACCGCCGAGACAUAUGGUACGGCGGCGACAUGUCAGGUGCGGGCGCGGCUCGCUCCAGCUGGAACGUGGCGUUGCUGGCGGAUGCGUUGGGGCCGUGCUGGGGCCGGCUGCUGGUGGCGCUGGCGCAGCGGGCGGGACCGGGGGAGCAGCUGUACAGCCUGCUCCCCUCCCUGGACACCCCCGAGCCCUGGUCCCACGCGGUGUCAGCGCUGUACGGCAACCUGCUGCCCGACCUGCCCAUCGUGUGGAGCAGAGGCGGCGCGGGGGGCGGAGGAGGCCGCUGGAUCAGCCCCAGGUCCGCGCUGUUCUCCGACGCCGCAUGCGCUUCCCAGCCGCUGCUGCGAGCCCUGCUGGUAGCCCUGGACCUGCCGCUAGCGUGCAACAUGUCGCCGCAUGUGGAAGCUGCACUGCUACGAGGCACGCCAGGAGCAGCAGCCGUGAGCCCGCAGGCGGUGCGGAGGCACCUGGCGCAGGCACUGCGAGCGGCGGGCGGAGAUGCCUCGGCACUGUCGCUGCGUAUUGCCGAGGCGGCGAAGGCGGCUGCGCUGGAGGUUAGGGUACAACAGCAAGGGAAGGAGGGGAAGAAGGAGGAGGAGAGCGGCCGGCUGCAGUGGCAGCAGGCGGAGAGUGUGGGGUUGUCAGAGGUGGCGAAUGCGGUGUCGGCGCUGUUGCUGUAUUGCUUGUCAGAUGUGGAUGCUGCGAGUGCUGUCAUUGCUCCUGGCGGCAAGCAGCAGCACCAGCACCAGCAGCAACAACAACAGCAGCAGCUAUUGCAGCUACAGCAGGAGCUCGACGGACUACCGUUGCUGCCGCUUGCGGAUGGAACCAUGGGUCGUUUGCAGACCGUGGCUGCGCUCAAGUCGCCGCGAGGCCGGCCCCCAACAGUGCGGCCGGACGUGCACGUGUAUGUGCUGACCCAUGGGUCACUGGAGUUGGAACUCCUCGCCUGCCUGCCCGACAGGUGCCUGGCGCCCGGGCUGCCAGCGCCGCUAGUUGAGCGACUGCAGAAGGUGAUCGACCUGGGCCUCUUCAACCUGCAACGCCUCUCCCCCGCCCUACUUGACAGCGCCCUGCUACCCGCGCUGCUCCCGCCCGGCUGGCAGGGCGCAGCGGAGGUGGAGUGGAGCCCGUCGCCUGCUGAGGCGGUGACAGGCGGGACAGCCCCCGCAUCAGAGGCGUCUCGUACAGCUCAGGGCGCCGCGACCACCGCCACAGCCGCCGCUAGCGCUCCCGGACCCAUGGGUCAGCCGCACCCGCAGGCGCAAGAGCUGCGGUCGUCACCGACGUAUACGCAGCAGCAACAGCAGCAGCAGCAGCCGUCUGCGGAGUGGGUUCGUGCGCUGUGGCGAUGGCUGGCGGACCGACCCGACGUGCUGCGGCUGGGUUCCUGGCCGGUGCUGCCCAUCCAGGGAGGGCGGCUGGGGCGACUGAGUGAGCAGUCGCUGGUGCUUCGCGAGGGCGACUGGACGGAGGGAGUCAGCUCCGCGCUGCUGCGACUGGGAUGUCGGCUGCUGGACUCGGCCCUGCUGACUGCCGCCGUCACCACCGCCGCCACCCCCGCAUUACAGGUCUGUGUGCAGCAGCCUAGUCUGUCAGGCCUGCUGGCGGCCAUCUCAGCUGCCCAGGCGAGGGCCGCGGAAGCCACCACCGCCAACGCCACCACCGCCACUGCUGCUGCUGCUGCUGCUGCUGCUGCUGCUGCUGUGGUCAGUCGAACCAGCCGUGACGGCAGCUCCCCCUCCGCGGCCUCCCCCUCGGCCUCCUCCUGGUCUGCCAGACUGGCUUCGCUGACGGCGGUGGAGCGGCGGCAACUGCGAAGCUACCUGCUGCAGGGGCGCUGGUUCGCGGGCACGGCUCAGUCGCUGUCCGCGGAAGACCUCGAGCUGCUGCGCUCGCUGCCCAUCUACGAGAUCCACCCAGACCCACGGGUCGGCAGUCCUAGCAGCGGCAGUAGCAGCGGCAGCAGCAGCCCUGCUGAGCCUCAAACAGCUGCAGCCACUGCUGUCCCGGAGCAACCGUCGGCCACAACCACAGGCGCACCCACCGCUACUGCUUUAACUGCUACUGAAGUCACCGCUGCUGCUACUGCUGCUGCUACCGGUACCUCAUCCACAGCAGCCGCGGCAACCUGCCUGCAGCACUGCUUCACACCACUUGAUCCGCGCCGCCACCGCCUAGCUCCGCCCGACACCGACCCACGGGUCCUUUCCUCCGCCUUUCUGCGUGCCGACUCGCCCGUCGAAGAAGCCCUGCUGGAGCGCCAGCUGGGGGUGCCGCGGUUGAGCCAUGC
Astrephomene gubernaculifera is the source of this 3694-nucleotide messenger RNA. NCBI's taxonomy places the organism in Eukaryota, Viridiplantae, Chlorophyta, Chlorophyceae, Chlamydomonadales, Astrephomenaceae. The record is from the annotation of a GenBank genome assembly.